Histoplasma mississippiense is the source of this 714-nucleotide messenger RNA. RefSeq lists its product with no specific name. Bases 1 to 714 code for a protein of 237 amino acids. The record is from RefSeq and is a predicted model, not a curated record. NCBI's taxonomy places the organism in Eukaryota, Fungi, Ascomycota, Eurotiomycetes, Onygenales, Ajellomycetaceae. The transcript has 2 exons.
AUGAAAUUGAAAAACAACAUCUGUGCUCACUAUAACAAUCUGAACUCUGAUCAAGUUCCCGACCUUCCUUUUAUAAGCCAGGUUGAGGAAAUGCUUAUUGUUCGGGUUCAUGUGUUUGUGGAAAUCCGUCAGGUUCGCGGCCAGCAAUACAAGUACAAGGGUCAUGUUGUCAACUUCCUUCGAGACACUGGCCACAUUUACAAUAGUCUUCCACUGCUGCUCAAAGACCUUGAUAUCAUUGUUUUGCGGCCCUCAAAUACGUCUGCUGAUCCCCGCCUCUCCCAUCAAUUCCGUCGCGAUUUCAUUGUCCAAAAGGCUGUUGUUAAACAAUGGCUAGCUUUUCUUCGAGUUAACCAUCCUGGCUAUGCCAACAUCGAUAUUAACCAGGAGGCUCUAGAGGCAUUACCAGUCAAUGAGGAUGUUACAGAUCAGUUAAUGAUUGAAGAUAUUGAAGAUGCUCAGCUGAAUAAAGAGAUCAACUCUGAUGAUAUAGAUAAUUCCUCUGAAUGUGCAGCAGUGCCUGAUCUUCUUGCCCACAAUGAAGAAGUGGAGCAGCUUCGCCAGGAAUUUGAACAGACACAAAACUCUGAAUCAGAUCUGCAGCUGCAACCACAGCUGCAACAGCCACAAAUUCUGCAACAUGAGUUAACAAUGCCAUCCUUCUGCAACACUUCUUUUGAUGAGUUCAACAACACUUAUUCUCUACUCUCUUGA